Messenger RNA from Sebastes umbrosus (honeycomb rockfish), 1146 nucleotides. It is a transcript of the gene prr15lb, whose product is annotated as proline rich 15 like b. The record is from RefSeq and is a predicted model, not a curated record. Lineage: Eukaryota; Metazoa; Chordata; Actinopteri; Perciformes; Sebastidae. The transcript has 2 exons. The coding region runs from base 236 to 574 and encodes 112 amino acids.
UGUGUGUGUUUGAGGAGGGUGUGUGCUACAGAGGGGAGAGUACAGCGGUAAGAGAGAGAGAGGCAGAGAGAGAGAUGCUGCACCUGUGCAUGAUCACCUGAGAAGAAGAAGAAGAAGAAGAAAAUAAAACAGAGAGGAGGUAAAGAAUCUGGAAGCAUGGAGGGACAGUUUCACCUCUGAGAGAAUCUCCUUCAGCCAGCUCGUCACCAACAAGGUCAGUUCUCCCCGUCCCAUCAUGGCUGAUCCAAGCUGGUGGAAGCUGACCUUCUCACGCAAGAAGAAGUCCGAGUCUAAGGUCCUGUACGAGAUCCCGGCCGAGUACGGCAGCAACACCGGGAACAAAGAGCACCUGAGUGCUACUAACCCGCCUCCGGACCACAUGGACAGCCAGUUCAACGCCAGGCUGGAGAAGAUUGUGGACAAAUCUGCCACCAAAGGUCGCCACGUUAAAGUGUCCCACUCUGGACGCUUCAAGGAGAAGAAGAAGGUCCGGGCCACGCUGGUCGAGAACCCAAACCUGUUCGCGGAGCACAACCUCAGCGACGAGAACCAUAAAAAGAAGACUGACAAAUAGCAGAAAACAAAACGUGAUCACAACACGUGUCAUAAUAUCACACUUAUUAUAGAUGAAGGAUUAAAUAUAUACAACCAUGAGGCACAACAUGUGCACCGUGGCUCCACACCCAGUAGAUAGCGUAACCAGUGGACUCACACCAGUACAAACAACUGGUAUCAGCAAACCAUUAAACAAAGCACCGGAGACUUUGCGUCUCUCUUUCUGUGCUCACACUGUUGUUAUUUAUCUUCACAAUCUGCCUAACCUCGUGCAAACAUCCUUACGAAUGAACAGGAACAUUGUUGUAAAUUAUUUUUAUUAUUAAGGAUGUCGAUUUUUUUUUUUAAUGUCUUACACAAUCAAAACACAAAAAGAAAAGUGUGCAGUGCAACCAAAGUACAAUUUUUAUUACAUUUUUAUGAGAUUUUUUGAUUGAAAUAUUGUGGAUACUCUACAUGUAUGGUUAAUAAUUUAAAAAAUACAGUUUAUAUAAUCUUUUCUGGAAUCUUAAAGCAAGAAAAUGUAUUUUGUUUUUAAUAAAUGUAAGAAGAUGAGUUAAUAUAAAAAGAGUGCUUUGUGUUUGUGCAGGU